This is a messenger RNA of Prinia subflava (tawny-flanked prinia), 6084 nucleotides long. RefSeq names its product frizzled class receptor 5 (gene FZD5). Gene Ontology annotation, cellular component: plasma membrane. The record is from RefSeq and is a predicted model, not a curated record. Gene Ontology annotation, molecular function: Wnt receptor activity; Wnt-protein binding. Lineage: Eukaryota; Metazoa; Chordata; Aves; Passeriformes; Cisticolidae. Gene Ontology annotation, biological process: non-canonical Wnt signaling pathway; canonical Wnt signaling pathway.
UAGGCUGGGUGGACGUGGAUUUCAGGGGUGGUCGUGAGAUCUCUGGCCUUAAAAUCCCUGAUGACUUUGGUCAGCAGCAGUCAGUGCUCUGCCCGGGGGUACAUCAGCCACUGCCCUCAGAGCAAUAAGCAAGCCAGCUUUUACUUCUGGGAGGAAGGCAGGAGCUAAGUCAUGCUUUGAGUCUUUGCUUUGUGGGCUCUGGGUGCAGUUAGGGGUGUUUUGGGUGCUGGUGUUGCCCAGCACCAGGCCUUGAAUGCAAGCUGUCUGUAUCUGUGAUGUGCUGUGGGUAUGUCUUGACCGGUAGAUCCAGGGCUGGAUCCAAAUGCUCUGGUCCAAACUGCCCUUCCAUCCGCAUCCACUGAGGUGGACUGGGAGCUCCUGUGCAAGGGCUUGAGAGCAGCCUUCUUUCUGCCUUGGCCAGAAUACGGCUCUGCCAUAGCAGCUGCGGUCGGUGGCCCCCGAAUCUGGCUUUUGAAGCAGGUCUGUUCCCCUGUGUGCCCCGAACGUGCCGUGGGCUUCAGGGCUUUCAGGGAAGCGCUUGAAAAUCAGGCUGGCAAUUUCGGUGUUUACGAAUGCGUGGACUGGAGGACUGGAAUUCCUGGCAGCUGAGCGUGACCACCUUGGUGGCCGUGGCAGGAACCCGCGGUCCCAGGGCGCUGGGCAGAGCCCUCUGCCCCGGCACGGUCUCUCUUUGGUUCGCGCUGCGCUCCGGCGCUGCCGCCCGCCUGGGAGGGGAGAAGGGGCUGGUGGAGCGGAUGGAGACCGGAAUCCGGGGCAGGAACGUGGCAGCGCAGCUGCCUGCACCCGGGCAGGGGCGGUUUCCCUUCCUGCCGGGGCUCCGCGUUCCGGGGGUCGGGAGCGCUGUCCCGCCGGGCAGCUCGGCGCGGGCAGCGCCGGCAGGCAGCGGCGGUAGAUGCUGCACUGCCCCCUGUGUCCGGGCUGAUGUGCCGUGGCCGGAGCAAGGCAAACCCAGCCAGGAUCCUUUCAAGACUUCCCUACCCAGGGUUUCCCCCCGUUCGUCCCAAUCCCGUUACGGCGGGCAAGGCACCGGCCCCUUCCCGCGAAGAGGGGCUGAAGGGCCCGAGGAGGAUGGGGCGAAGCGGCAGCAGCGCCGCGGGCACCGCCUGCCCUGCUCCUCCUGCCGCCCUGCUCUUGGCGCCGAGCCGGGGAAGCCAAGCCGGGCCGCCGCGGCACUGGGGGGCCGGAGGGGCCCGGGUCUCGGGAGGGGCCCGGCGGGCAAGGGGGGAAGGAGAUGCACAGACACGGAGCAGCGGUGGUUUGGCAGCACCGUCGUCUGCUCACUCCGCCGCCGGCCCCCGGGCCGCCGCAGGACUCCGAGCGCGGGCGGACGGGGACCCGGCGGGACGCCUCCGGCAGCGGGGCCCGGGGCAGCACGGCGUUUCGCCGCCGCGGGACUCGGUGCCCGGGGUGGGGGCGGCCGCGGGGAGCCCCGGCGGGGCGGGGCCGCCGGCGGGGGCGGUCCCGGGGCGGUCCCGGGGCGGGGCGCGGGCGCGGCGCGGAGCGGGGGCGCCCGCCCGCCCCAGAGCGCAGGUGGCGGUGGCGGCGGCGGCGGCGGUCGGGAUCCCGCUCUCGCUCCCGGCGGGGCCCCGCUCCCGGAGCGGAGGCGGCAGGUGCCCGGGACAUGCGGCGGCGGUAGGACGCGCGGCGGCGAUGGGCGGCCGGGGGCUGCCGGUGCCGCUGCUGCUGGGGCUGCCGCUGCUGCUGGGGCUGCCGGCGGCGGGCGCGCCGCCUCCAAGGCGCUGGUGUGCCAGGAGAUCACGGUGCCGAUGUGCAAGGGCAUCGGCUACAACCUCACCUACAUGCCCAACCAGUUCAACCACGACACGCAGGACGAGGCCGGGCUGGAGGUGCACCAGUUCUGGCCGCUGGUGGAGAUCCAGUGCUCCCCGGACCUGCGCUUCUUCCUCUGCAGCAUGUACACCCCCAUCUGCCUGUCCGACUACACGAAGCCGCUGCCCCCCUGCCGCUCCGUCUGCGAGCGGGCCAAGGCCGGCUGCUCGCCCAUCAUGCAGCAGUACGGCUUUGCCUGGCCCGAGAGGAUGAGCUGCGACAGCCUGCCGGUGCUGGGGGACACCGAGGUGCUUUGCAUGGGAUACAACCACACGGAAGCCACCACCCUGCCGCCUUUCUUUGGGAAGCCCACGCGCCCUGCCAAGGACAUGGCCAAAAACCUGACGCCGCUCGAUGGGCAGCGCCUCUCAGGGCUGGACUGUGGUCAGACUUGCAAGUGCAAAGCGCCCCUGAUCCCCAUCUCCAAGGAGUCCCACCCGCUGUACAACCGCAUCAGGACUGGGAAGGUACUCAACUGUGCCAUCCCCUGCUACCAGCCCUACUUCACCCAGGAUGAGAAGACCUUCACUACCUUCUGGAUCGGCCUCUGGUCCAUCCUCUGCUUCCUCUCCACCUCAACCACCGUGGCCACCUUCCUCAUUGACAUGGAGCGCUUCAAGUACCCUGAGCGCCCCAUCAUCUUCCUCUCUGCCUGCUACCUCUUCGUCUCCGUGGGCUACAUUGUGCGGCUGGUGGCGGGGCACGCCAGCGUGGCUUGCAACCCGGAGCACCACCACAUCCAUUACGAGACCACGGGCCCUGCUCUCUGCACCGUGGUUUUCCUUCUUCUCUACUUCUUCGGCAUGGCCAGCUCCAUCUGGUGGGUCAUCCUGUCCCUCACCUGGUUCCUGGCAGCUGGCAUGAAGUGGGGCAAUGAGGCCAUUGCUAGCUACUCGCAGUACUUCCACCUGGCUGCCUGGCUCAUCCCCAGUGCCAAAUCCAUCGCUGUGCUGGCACUGAGCUCUGUGGACGGUGACCCGGUGGCCGGGGUUUGCUACGUGGGCAACCAGAGCCUGGAGAAUCUGCGGGGCUUUGUGCUGGCACCACUAGUGGUUUAUCUCUUCACCGGCAGCCUCUUCCUGCUGGCUGGCUUCGUCUCGCUCUUUCGCAUCCGCAGCGUGAUCAAGCAGGGCGGCACCAAAACUGACAAGCUGGAGAAGCUGAUGAUCCGCAUCGGCAUCUUCACCGUGCUUUACACUGUGCCUGCCACCAUUGUCAUCGCCUGCUACAUCUACGAGCAGCACAACCGGGAGGCGUGGGAGCAGGCACAGAACUGCUCCUGCCCGGGGGACCCUCACCGCCCCAAGCCCGACUAUGCUGUCUUCAUGCUCAAGUACUUCAUGUGCCUUGUGGUGGGGAUCACCUCCGGCGUUUGGAUCUGGUCUGGCAAGACACUCGAGUCCUGGAGGCGCUUCACCAGCCGCUGCUGCCGGGCCAGGAAGCCUGCGGGCGCCUCUGUGUACGGUGAGGCCAGCCCGGCCCUGGUGGGCAGGACGGUGCUGCCCAGUAUGGCCUCCUACCACAAACAGGUCCCACUGUCCCAUGUGUGACCGCAGGGAGCCUCGGUGACCCCAGCCACAGGGAGAAGAGGGUUGCGAAGACCCUGGGCCACAGAAGAGGGGCUGACAGCUGGGCCACCCCUGGCAUCUUCAGCCCCACCAUGGUGGUGGCUGCCUGGGACCAUGGGCACAGAGCAGCUGCAGCCCCAGGCAGGGCAGGGGGAGGUGCUGCCAGCUAUGUGGGGGCAGAGGGACAGGGAUGCCUGGAGCCUGGCACUGCCAUGUAUGUAUGCCCCAUUUGGGGUCCCACAUCCUGGAUGGUGUCCUGGGAUGCUGCUGCCUGUUAGCCAGUAAGGUGGCAGUAGCCCUCAAGCACUGAUUUGUGUCCUGCAACAAGCCUCUAAGCAGGUCUUGCUGGUGCUGGGGUGAAAGGCAGAGCUGUAGCAGACAGGGCAGAUGGUGGCCCCCAAUCCCAGGUGGGGGCUGGCACUGCCACUGAGCCCCUCACUAAAGCCCAAAGAAUGGGUCAGGGAGAGCUGGCAGGGGGUGCUGCCUCCCUGGGUGCCCUGGGCAGAGCAGGAGACUGCCCUCAGUGCCCCCAGAGCCCCCAGGCUGCAUUGAGGAGGAGGAGGAGAGGGUUGGGGGCCUUGGUGUGGGGCAGCCGCUGGCCCUGCUCAGGCAGCAGCACAUUGAGCAGGAGGGGUGGAGCUGCACGGGCCGGAGGCUUCAUGGGUGGUGGCAGUGCAGGAGGAAGGGGCCGUGGAGAGGAUCUGCCACAGGGACAGGGUCCUGGCUGUCUGCAGUACAGGCAGGGACCAGGUGACCCUUACAGUCCCUUCUGCUCUGGGCAAGCACAUCCAGCUCCCUUCAGCCAGGGGCCCAGGUCCAGGCAGGAGCUGGCUCCGGUGGGCUCAGCUGGGUGGCUUUGACUCCCUGCUCUGCCUUGGGCAGCCGGCUCCACAUGGAGCCACAGCCCGGGGAGCCGAGGGGCUGCACAAGGGCCUGUGCAGGUGGUGAGGCUGCUGGCCCAGCACGGGGCUUGCCAGGAGCCCUGGCACCGCUGGCUCUGGCAGCGGGAGCGGGGCUCUCCUCAGCUGCCCUGGGAGGGGUCAGUGCUGCUUCUCCUCUCACCUGCAGAGGGGUGAGUUCCUCCUUCUCCCUUGUCCCAUGUGAGUUCCUGGGGCAGGCAGUGUGUCCUGCCCGCCAGCUGUGACAUGUGGCACAGCAGCUGAGCGUGGCACAGCCAGCCCUGGAAGGGUGGUUGUACCCCUGCAGUGAGCAGUGACUGCACGGGGCUGUCCCAGCCAGGCAGCACGCUGUCUCUCCGGAGCAGCUGCUGGGUUUUGCAGUCAGCUUCAAUAUUGCUGCUGCUUUUUUUCAAAGCUGUGCCUUUGGUAGAGAGUACAGGUUUGAGAGGGAGCAGGUAAUUUAGGAAAACUGAACUAGCAGAGCGCUCGUACCUCUUUUCCUCCAACUUCCCAAGCCUUUUUCACUUCCCUAGAUCAGACAGCAGCUGAGCACUGACAGAACCAUUGCCGGGUGUUAAGCAGUGGUGACAGCUGGGUUUCAGUAAGUAGAAUAAUGGUGUGGAGGCUCUGUUGUCAAAGUCACUAAAUGCAGCCAGGGCAAGGGACUCCAGCUGUGGCAUGGGAUGAGGCUGGCUGCCUCUGGCUUCAGGCCACUUGUGAAAGCACCUGCGUUUUAUUUAUUUUUUUCCCUGCACUAAGCAGUGGUGAUGUAUGUAACUACCCAGCCAUUACUGGAGUCCUUUUUGCCCUCCUUCAAGCAUGGCACUGUGACCCAGCUGCUCAAGCACUGGAGAACAACUGCUGGCUUUGCUCCUGCAGGGCUGCAAGGAUCUGAGCUUGUUCUUAACACCUGUGAACCACUUCAGUCAAAAGGUUUCCACCUCGUUUUAAAACAAAAACCUGGGAAGUGAGGGAACACUCAAGUGGCAUGUCUCCAGAUAAAGGUACUGCAGGAGUGUCUCGGGGGUGUCAUGGAUAGAGGAGACAGAGGUGCAAGGAUGGAGGGCUCACCAGGGGCUGUUCAGCUGCACCCAUCCACACUCUUGCAAUAGGGCUCACUCCCUCCAGCAUGUUGGAGUGCUUUAUUGUGGACAGAAUUGUUGUGUUAUGAAUGUUGUGUUAUAAACUGUAAAUAGUUGUAUUAUAGCCUAAUUUGUACAUACAGAAGCCAUAGUGACCUUUGAUACAGGUUAGGGACAGGUGUGUUCUCAGCAGUGAGGCAGGUCGGCGCAGAGACAUGGUAGUCUCGUGCUGUAAUCCAGGGCAUUAAAUAAUUCCAACCUCCUCCAGCCUGCACCUUGCUGGACUCCUCUCUCUCUAUAGUGCCUUUUGUAGAUACAGCUAAACAUACAUCAUGCAAUACAAUGAACAAAACCAUGUCAAGGGUGGUAUUUUGCUGUUUUUGUUUUUUCCAAAGUGCAACUGACUGUGUAAAGAAAUCCAAGAUUAGCUACAAAACGUUGCCUAUUGAAAAAUGCAAGAGCGCUUUCAGCUUUGAUCUAAUGGUAGGGUAAUACAAUCAACUCGUGUUUGAGCCUGGCUUCUCAGCAACAAGUGGCAGGAGGGGGGAAGAGCCGUUGCAGUGUGCCCUGUCUGCUGUAGCAAAUUUACAUGUUGGGGUUUGCCUCUUCCAUUACCGAUGCUGUUCAAUGUUGCUUAAAUAACUGUACUAUAUUAUGUGAAAAGCUGAAGAAAUUUUAUUCAAA